CUUUUCCAAUAACAUAUGAUUUACAACAACUAGUCACAAAAUGACAAAGUCUAUUCUUCUCUAUGCAACAAAUCCAACUACAGCACGCUAUUAUCCUUUGAAUUUUCAUUCAGUGGACUUUUAUCAUCUUUGGUUUUCUCACCCUUUUCUAGAAGCAAACUGGUCUUUUGGUUUAUUUUCUGGCUUAAAUUUCUACCAAAGGAGAAACGAUGUCAAGGAGAGCGACAUAUUGGUGUCAUACAUGCCAGCAAGCAAUCUUGCUUGCAGGGAGGGAUGUCCUUUGCCCUUACUGCGACGGAGGAUUUGUGCAAGAAAUUAACGAGAUGCGAGGACUUGUAUCCUCGUCACAGUGGGAAGAGUUUCAAGAUAAUCCUGAUAUUUUGGAUGCUAUACAUGCUGUUGUAAGUCAAAGAGGUUCUUUACCAAGAAUUGGAUUUAGAGAUGCUGUUGAUAUUUACAUGAGGCAGAGAUUGGGUGGAAGAAACACAAACUUUGAUGAUAGAAGAAGAUCUGUUCCUGAACAUACUUGGGAUGUUUUAACUUCAUCCGGUCGUUAUUUACUAUUUCAUGAUCAAGCACCUAACUCAAGAGGCGAUCCUAGACAUGUUGAUUUUGGUGGCUACUUUAUGGAUCCUGGACUAGAUGAACUUAUGGAACAAAUCAAUACAACCGGGCGUGGUGGUCCAGCCCCCGCCUCACGUUCUUCGAUUGAAGCAAUGCCUACCAUUAAGAUAACUCAAGCUCAUCUACACUCUGAUUCACAUUGUUCAGUUUGUUUAGAAAGGUUUGAACUCGGGUCUAAGGCAAGGGAAAUGCCAUGUAAACAUAUUUACCACUCGGAUUGCAUUGUUCCGUGGUUAAUUCAGCAUAAUUCGUGUCCUGUUUGCCGUGAUGAGCUGCCACCUCAUGGACGUCCUAGUCGAAAUUGGGGAAGUAGCACUGGUCGUGGGAGGAGAAAUCCACUUUCGUUUUUGUGGCCAUUUCGUUCUUCCAGGUCAAAUCCUAGUCAUUGAGCUGAGACUCUUCUUGAUAAGAAUAAUGGAACUAGUUAUAGUAGUGGAUGAACUUCUGAUAAACAAGGUUCAUUUCUUCUAAUUUUUGCUGUCAAACAAUGCUUAUAAUUUAAAUGGUGUGGAUAAUGUUUCUUAGCAUUUUACUUUGAAAUAUUCUUUUUGUAUACAUGAUAAAAUUUGUAAAAGUGUUUGUAAAUGUAAUUUUUUAAGCAAUUUUCAACUUUCAGUUAGUAUCGUAGAAGCUUAAUUUCACCAGGGUGCACUUGUGAUCUGUGUGCUUCUGGACAGCAAUCAUGAAAAGUUAUUGGUUAUGAGACCUUUAUUAGAUUUUGCCUUUAUGUUGAGGAGCCUUCCAAUAUUUUAUGAAUAUAGAGGCUAUUAGUUUAGGUUCCAAAAUAGAUCAUAGAUUAAGGAAACUUUAUAAUGUCUUGGAUUUUUCACUCUCGUGAUUUUUUUUUAAAUAGUAAUUUUAAUAGUAAAUUGAUAGUGGUUAAUCGUUGGGUAUAUAUUUAAGAAAGAAAUAUGGAGUGCCACACUCUUUC
Molecule: messenger RNA, 1555 nt
Organism: Vicia villosa (hairy vetch)
Lineage: Eukaryota; Viridiplantae; Streptophyta; Magnoliopsida; Fabales; Fabaceae
Product: probable E3 ubiquitin-protein ligase RHC1A
Exons: 2
Coding region: 210-1013 (267 amino acids)
Biological process (GO): protein ubiquitination
Cellular component (GO): cytoplasm
Molecular function (GO): ubiquitin protein ligase activity
Source: RefSeq, a predicted model, not a curated record